Ictalurus punctatus (channel catfish) is the source of this 1719-nucleotide messenger RNA. RefSeq lists its product as uncharacterized. The coding region runs from base 180 to 1325 and encodes 381 amino acids. The transcript is spliced from 15 exons. Lineage: Eukaryota; Metazoa; Chordata; Actinopteri; Siluriformes; Ictaluridae. Gene Ontology annotation, biological process: regulation of apoptotic process. The record is from RefSeq and is a predicted model, not a curated record.
CUCCCUGCCAGGAUCCCUGCAAUCCUCUGACUCUGAUUGGCCCUGAAUCUGACGGUAUUAAACAUCAAACCAACACCCCAAUCAGGGGUAGAAUAGGACGAGUCUUCACAGAAUGCCAGUGGGAUGAUUUGCAUGGGCUGCUGCAUUGAAGACAACUCAGUGGCGCAGAAACGGAAAAGAUGCCGAGACACAGUUUUAGAGGGAACUCCAGGAUGCCAAGACAACACGCUAAUCAAGUCAGAACCCAUAUGCCUCCAAGAAACCGAAUGAAGACUAAUACAGGAUUUAGAGGAAACACGCAUCACACAACAAGAACACGUCCUAAUCCAGGCGUUAGAAGAAACUUCCAUCACAAAAAGAGGACAAAUCCUAAUCCAGUUAAUGAAGGGAACAGAGGGAUACGGGCAAACCAAAGAAGAAAUUCUAAUCCAGGAUUUAGAAGAAACACACAUCACACAAGCACACAUCCUAAUUCAGGUGCCCAAGGAAGAGGAAAGUUCCAUCAUAAAAAGAGGACAAAUCCUAAUCCAGUGCAGAGACAGGCGCUGAACAAACUUAUUCUUCAUGCAGUAAAGGGCCCAAUUCCACCAGUCAGGAAACCCUUGUCAGUGGUGGAGAUGCUGAAACAGAAACUGAAAGCUAAUCGAGAGCUGGCGGUUCGUCCCAUAGUCCAAAGGACACGUACACCUGCUAUGUCUGGUCUUCCUGUUCAUAAGGCAGUGAAGCUGCUGAAACAGAAGCUGAAAUCUAAUCGAGAACUGAUGAUUCGUCCCAAAGUCCAAAGGACAAUUACACCUGUUAUGACUGUACAUCCUGUACAUCCUAUCGCAGCCGGUGUCUAUGAUCAUACGCCUGCAAGUGCCAUUCCCUACCAACCACGACCUCGAGUGCGUUAUGAUCGUGGAAACAUGACUCCACAUUCCAGCCAGGUGGCCAGUGACUCUGCAGCUUCUGCUCAGAGUCAUAAGAUAGAAAAGUCACCAGCUGAUAAUGAGAAUAUUACAGAAAUCACAGACGAAAACCUGCUGUUCCUAAAUGAACACCGAGCCGAGUUAAUCGACAAAGUGAAAAACGUGGUCAGGAUCUUAGAUUACCUUGAGCUAUCCAAUGAAAACGCAGCAAUUGUGCGAGCACAAUUGACGGAUCAGGCCAUGAUGAGGAAACUUCUGGAAUUUACAACUAGCAAACGUGCUGCAGAGCUUCUGAUUAAAGUCUUGUUGGAAGAAGCAGGUGAUGUCAUAGACGAUCUUAAAGGCUCCAGUGAUGAUGAGGAUGAUGCUGGGGAUGAUGCUGGGGAUGAUGCUGGGGAUGAUAUAGAUGAGUGAUUCCCCUGGUAUUACAGCUGCAGUACUGAAUUUUUCCCUCUCUAUCGCCAUCUCUGAUUGAAACAUAAAACUGCAAGUUACUUGUGGAGUAUAAAAAAAAGAGUUUUGAACACUGAUUUUUUUUUUACGUACUUGCUCAAUAAUUGAUUUCUGUCCAUUUUUAUCCAAAAAAAGUUAAAUACUGCAGCUUUAAAUAAAAUCUUAAAUAAGUUAAGAAUAAUUUGUUAAGAUCAUGUUUUGAUAAUAGUUACUAUAGAUAGUGUAGAGUGCUUUGGCUGAUAUUUACUAUAGAUAGAACGAUAGAUAUGUUGAUUGAUUAAUUGUUUGAUUAAUUUUUGGUAUUUUACUAAAUUGACAAUUUUUUAAAAGACAAAUUAAAAGACAAAUAUUUUAA